Molecule: messenger RNA, 162 nt
Organism: Aedes albopictus (Asian tiger mosquito)
Lineage: Eukaryota; Metazoa; Arthropoda; Insecta; Diptera; Culicidae
Source: the annotation of a RefSeq genome assembly
AUUCCUCAAAUAGCUCCAAUUAGUUGAUUAACUUUAUUUUUUAUUUUUUCAAUUACAUUAGUAAUUUUUAAUAUAAAAAAUUACUUUUGUUUUUUUUAUAAUUCAAAUGAAUCUUGCCAAAAUUUAAAUAUUAAACAAUAUAAAUUAAAUUGAAAAUGAUAA